Molecule: messenger RNA, 4877 nt
Organism: Oncorhynchus nerka (sockeye salmon)
Lineage: Eukaryota; Metazoa; Chordata; Actinopteri; Salmoniformes; Salmonidae
Product: B-cell lymphoma/leukemia 11B-like
Biological process (GO): positive regulation of transcription by RNA polymerase II
Cellular component (GO): nucleus
Molecular function (GO): DNA-binding transcription factor activity; RNA polymerase II cis-regulatory region sequence-specific DNA binding
Source: RefSeq, a predicted model, not a curated record
AGAGCUCGGGGGAAGCAGGACUCACUACUCAAUCGUCACACUCACACAGAGAAAGGGGAGAAAAAAAGAGUGCAGGUCUUGAUUUAUUUAGAAAAGAGGUGGAAGUUCUGUGUGCCCGGUCUACACAGAGCCGUACAAGGGGGCAGAGCACUUGGAGUUGAGGAGACUGAAAAGUACCUGCCAUUGCAUGCUGAUGCUCAAGUGCCCGAGAAGAAAAAUUGGAUUCAUAAUUUUGUAAAAUUGUAUUAUCAAUUAUUGUAAUUGUGAAUGUUUGCGAUUUGUUAUUUUAUUUUUGUGUUUGUUUCUAAAAGAAGAAAUGAAAUAAGUUCAGAGGCCGGGCAAUUGACUGGACUCACAGUGAUACCCAGCGCAUUCCGAGCUGUCAGCGCGUGCACUGACCAUCGCGUUCUGAUUCUUCUUCUCUCACAAGGUGGAUGGACACUCGCCAGGGUUUGAUCCCAACUGUCACUCACUACACCCGUCAAACAUCCAAGGAUAUUUCCCCACUUCUGACAUCUUUCUUUUUUUCUACUCGGACAGAUCACUUCUCUCGCACACUUUUUUUGCCAAAUGGUGUGAGUAACCUACAGAGAGAAGCGGUGAAAGAGAACUGAAGGUAUAGCACAGGCUAUCCACGGUCUCGUCACAUACAAACACAGGGGCAGAGUGGACCGAAGAGGCGAAGCGCAAAAGCACGAUCAACCACCCACCCCGGCCGGCAGUCCGAGCGCAGGAGCCUCGUACUUUUGGAGGUCCCGGGAAAAGUUGAGUGCCGAGCAAGUGGAGGCAAUAGGAGGGAAGCGAGCCCAUCCUUCAGAGUGCUGGUCCCCGGGCAAUGCAAGUGUAAAUGCCAGGGCAAUGUCCCGUCGCAAGCAGGGGAACCCACAGCACGUGUCACAGAGGGAAUUAAUAGCACCGGCGGAAUCUGAUCAUGUGGACGGCGGACUGUCCAUGUCUGACUCCCUCACCCUCCCUCACCCUCACCCCCUGUUGUCCCACCCGGCCCUGCUGGACCCCAGCCUAUCAAACAGCCUGGCCAUGGGUCUGGUUGACCACGACCUGCUCACCUGUGGCCAGUGUCAGAUGAACUUUCCCCUGGGAGACAUCCUGCUCUUCAUCGAGCACAAGAAGAAGCAGUGCCAGGCCCUACUGCAAGGCCACGACUGCUAUGACAAGAUGGCCGCUGACCGCAGCAGCCCCUCCCCGCCCCACCAGCAGCAGCAGAACCAGGGUCGCCACGGCCACUGCCAGCUGAGGAAAGUGGUGGAACCGGUGGAAAUUGGAAUCCAGGUGACACCAGAGGACGAGAGGCUGAUGGUGACGCCGACCAAAGGAAUUUGCCCCAAGCAGGAGAGCGUCCUGGCUGGAGGCCGGGACGAGCCUUCGAGCUACAUCUGCACCACGUGUAAGCAGCCCUUUCCCAGUGCCUGGUUCCUCCUGCAGCACGCCCAGAACAGCCAUGGCAUCCGCAUCUACCUGGAGUCCAACCCCUCCAGCUCGGCUUACCCCCGCAUCACCAUCCCCGGACUGCCCAUGGGCCAGGACUCCAUCCCCCAGUCCCCCCUCGCCAACUUUCUGGGAGAGAACAACCCCUUCCACCUGUUGAGGAUGACUGGGCCCCUGCUCCGGGAGCCCCCAACAGGCUUCAUGGAGAACCGUGGAGGCCUCCCCAACACCCCGCCCUUCGUCAGCCCCUCACCCCGCCACCACCUGGACCCCCACCGGCUGGAACGCCUUAGUGCCGAGGAAAUGGGGCUCAUCUCCCAGCACCCCAGUGCCUUUGAGAGGGUGAUGCGGCUGACGCCCAUGGCCAUCGAGGCCCAAUCCAUGGACUUUUCCAGGCGGCUCAGGGAGCUGGCGGGGAGCAAUAACGUGGCCACACCUCCUCUUUCGCCCAGCCGGAACAACCCUAUGCACCGCCUGCUCAACCCCAACCCCUUCCAGCCAAGCCCCAAGUCACCCUUUCUUAGCACCCCGCCCCUGCCGGCCAUGCCCCCCAACAGCACCACCCCGCCCCAGACGCAGGCCAAGAGCAAGUCAUGUGAGUUCUGCGGGAAGAGCUUCAAGUUCCAGAGUAACCUGGUGGUCCACCGGCGGAGCCACACCGGGGAGAAGCCCUAUAAGUGUCAGCUGUGCGACCAUGCCUGCUCCCAGGCCAGCAAGCUGAAGAGACACAUGAAGACACACAUGCACAAAUCUGGCUCCAUGACAGGGAGGUCUGACGAUGGGCUUUCCACCACAAGCUCCCCCGAGCCGGGCACCAGCGAAGUGACCGGAGAAGGCAUGAAGAACAGAGAGGGAGACUUCAGGGGUGAGGGUGAAGAGGAGGAAGAGGAAGAGGAUGAAGAGGAGAUGGAGAACGAGAGCAGGCCAGAGUCAAACUUCAGCAUGGACAACAUGGAGUUCUACCGUAACCGUGAGAACGGCUCCAAGCCGCCAGACGAGAAGAACUCUCUCUCCCUGGGUAAGAUGGUGGAGAAUGUGGGCCUGAACACUAUACAGCAGUACAAUAACUUGAUAGUCGACAAUCGUAAAAAUCGGAUGCCCUUCUCUAAAAAGGGGUCCGACGGGCAGCGGGACACUGGGGAUGAGGACUCUGUGGUGGGAGAGAUGGAGAGGGAGCACCGUCACCACCAGAUGGAAAGGGAUCACCAAAGGCCCACUGUCAACGGCAGGAACUGUGGCUCCGGCAACUCUUUCUCAAGCCUUUUCCCCCGCAAGCCCACACCCAUCACCAGCCCCAGCCUGUCCAACUCCUCCAACAAGAGGAUCAAGAUUGAGAAGGAUCUGGACAUGCCCCCGGCACCAAUCAUCCCCUCUGAGAACGUCUACUCUCAGUGGCUGGUGGGUUAUGCCGCCUCACGACACUUCAUCAAAGACCCUUUCCUGGGCUUCACCGACUCCAGACAAUCUCCCUUCGGCACAUCCUCUGAGCACUCAUCUGAGAACGGCAGCCUGCGCUUCUCCACACCUCCUGGGGACCUCCUGGAUGGCGGCCUGUCGGGGCGCAGCGGUACAGCCAGCGGGGGUAGCACCCCUCACCUGGGGGGCAUGGGAUCCGGCCGGCCCGGCUCCAAGGAGAGCCGACGGAGCGACACCUGCGAGUACUGCGGCAAGGUGUUCAAGAACUGCAGCAACCUGACAGUGCACCGACGCAGCCACACGGGAGAGAGGCCCUACAAGUGCGAGCUGUGCAACUACGCCUGCGCCCAGAGCUCCAAGCUCACCCGCCACAUGAAGACCCACGGGCAGAUGGGUAAGGAAGUGUACCGCUGUGACAUUUGCCAAAUGCCCUUCAGUGUGUACAGCACUCUCGAGAAACACAUGAAAAAGUGGCAUGGGGAACAUUUGAUGACCAACGAGGUCAAAAUUGAAGAGAGAGAAGCUAAGCCAGAUUUUCCUAUUUUGCCUCUUUCGCCACAACCUUGAAAACAAACAAAUACAAAAAGGGGUAGCUGGAUACUCUUUUUCUUAAAUAUCGCAUUUUGGGUUAAUUUUAUGUUUUUGCCUAAGAAACUGCUAACUGAGAAAAACAAUUAACAAACAAACAGAUAUUAACAGCACCAAUUAAAGCCGGUCUAAACUGCCUCAUUUGGCUAAAGAUCCUUUUUAACAGUUGAUCAGAGGAUUAAUUAAAUGAUACCAUUUUUAGAGCCUUUAACUGUGCAAUAAUUUCUGUAUUUAUUGGAUUUUGUAAUAUUUUGGCAUGUACAGGUACUAUUUUAUUUUGUCAUUUUUAAAUUUGUUUUACUUUUUAUUUUAAUUGCUGGGAUUUUAUUUCAUUUUUUAAAAACCCAGAGGAUAUCCUGAGAUUUCUUUUUAGCAGACAGAAAAAAAAAUGCUUAUAGAAAAUUGUAUAUUUAAACUACACGUGUAAUUUCCUGAAGAGAAGCACGAAUUUAAUCUUAAAAAAUGUUUUAAGCAUAACUGAGGAAGCUAUUUUUUAUUUGUUAUAUAUGAUAGGAUAUACAUUCGCGGACAACAAUCCUUUGGCAUUGUAGCAUGAACUGACUUUAAACAUGUUAAUCUAAUUGGAUAUGUAGCACUGAAUGUCAUUUAUGACAGUAAAUCUAAAGAGGAUCCGGAGGUUUCACAAACCCCGCCUCUUCUCCAAUAAAUACAUCCAUUAAAAAUAAAGAAGAAGACGAAGCAGAAGAACACAAAGGCAGCUGCUUACUGGUACCUAGUACCCACCCCUGACAGACAACGCUAGAGAAACAGAGACAUUGUGUAUUUCUAUAGAAUCCCCUCAUAGUAUUCUCACACUGCAUCUAAACUAGCUCUUCCUAAACUCACCCUAACCCAUCCUACUAAACAUAACAGAAAUGCUAUAAUAAUGCACAUACUGAUGUUUUCUAUCUUUUAUCACACAGUUGUAGGAUGGCUAAACCGUCGGGCUAAACUGCGGAGCUUUAUAGCCAGAGAGAGCAGGGAGAUCUUAGGGUGAGCUAUAGGGGUCUCUUCCCUCUUCUUCAUGAUGUCAUUCACCCCUUCAUUAUCAUUCCACGGAUGAGUUUAACACAAUCACCCGUGCCCUUAGAUUAUUGCAUAUAUUACACUCUCCUCCCAAUUCCCUGUCCCUCGUCUCUGAUGCACACUGUGUCUCACUCCCCUGCCAGCUGACUAUUACAACUUCCAGCACUAUUACAAACUCCCUAUCGGACACUGGGCACAGAGUAGCAUUACAGACAGCCUCAUCACCCUCAGUCUCACUCAGUCAUUUCAAGCUGCCAGGUAUUGACACAUUCUGUAGGCACGGUGUAUCUCCUUAAACUCUGCUUUCUCUGUUUUGAUCACCAUUCAUAUUUAAUGUUUGGGUGGUGGAUUAGGAAGGGGCUGGGUAGUGGAUUAGGAAGGGGCUGGGUGGUGGUUUAGGA